UGAGCCGCACGUGACGUCGCGUUGUUCUCCCCGGCGCGGUCGAUGGGCUUCGUGUUUAAAAUGCCAACUUGAGCUGCUCCUCCUCCGUGCUCGAGGGCUCUUUACGGCCGGCGAUCUGCUCGAGGGUUCUUCAUCCCGGAGGAGAUUGUUGGAGCUGGAGGUUUGGUACUUGGUACUGCCAUGGCGGAGGCGAACGAUGCGUCGGGGCGGCGGGCGGCGUGCGAGUAUUGCGGCGAGGCGGUGGCCGUGCUUUUCUGCCGAGCGGACUCAGCGAGGCUCUGCGUGUCGUGCGAUCGCUUGGUGCACGUCGCGAACGCCCUGUCGCAGAAGCACUUGCGCUCUCCGAUCUGCGACAACUGCGGGGCGAUGCCCGCCGGCGCGUGGUGCGCCGCUGAGGGAAUCGCCCUCUGCGCGGACUGCGAUUGGGAGUCCCGCGAAGGAGGAGGGGAUGGAGGGGGCGUAGCGAACCAUCGUCACCCGGUGGUCCAGAUCGAGGGGUUUUCCGGAUGCCCCUCCGCCCUCGAGCUCGCCGCCUUGUGGGGGUUCGAUCUCGCCGCCAAGCAUCCGGUUUAUUCCCCUCCCCGACCUCUAAACCAGAAUCCGGAUCAGUUUCUCUUCGAUUGGUCGUCUUUGGAUCCAGUUCCAGCAACCGAUCUGGAGUUCAAGGACCUCUACGUGCCGCGUGCCCCCAAAUUCCAGGGCGUUGGGGUUAAGCGGCAGAGGAACUCCCACAAUAUGCAUCAGCUGUGCCAGCAGCUGAUGGAGAUUGCGAGGACCGACCUGGCUGCGGUGGCGGUGGGUGGUCUCAGCCCGAGCACGCCGUGUCGGACUGCUGCAAGCAGCUUCGAGGAUCACCGCGAGUCGCAGCCAAUGCCAUUCACCUCCCUGCUCAUGCUUGCACCGUCAGAGCUUAAGGGGAAAGAUCUGCUGUGGGACAGCGGACCACCGGACCAUCCCGUUCAGAUAUGGGAUUUUAACCUCGGAAGGUCAAGAGACCGGAAGGAAUCUAGUGCACUUGAAUUGGCAUACGGAACCAACAACGAGGGUUUCAUGAUCAAGAGUUUCGAUGAUCUUCUCGAGGAAAAUGCUUUCACUACUAUGAAAAUCUUGGAUGACAUAGGCGACCCAAGUUGUCCUUCCUCAAAAGAUGACUUCUUAUCAUCUAAUGUCGACCACAUACAGUCUCAUAGCAACAUAGCAGCAAAAUGGAAUCAGAAUUCCAUCUACCCUGCAGCUAAAGGACCAGAAUCUGCAGUAAACAUGUCGGCUUUAAUGAUCACUUCAUCGCAAGAUCAUGGCGGCGCCAAACAAGCUUCCUUUGGAGAACUGCCAUUUAGAAUCAACAUGAUCAAAGAGACAGAGAAGCUAGACAGCGAGAUAUUGACCCAAAACAGAGGCAACGCCAUGAUACGCUACAGGGAGAAGAAGAAAACUCGCAGAUAUGAUAAACAUAUUCGAUACGAGUCUAGAAAGGCAAGAGCCGACACAAGGAAGAGAGUGAAGGGUCGAUUUGUGAAGUCCACAGGGGAGCAAUAGACGUUCCAAACAGAUUCAAAUGGAGAUCAAAUCAAAAAAAUUUUCAGGGUGACUUUGGUCUUUGGACAAAUUCCAACAGAGGUGUGUGUAUAUAUGGGUGACUCUCACAUGUCUAGACACUUAGAUACUUGUUUGGACGUCUCGAUUCAUUUUUGAGAAUCAGGAUAUCCGGGUGGCCGAAUGCCUAGACAUGUGUGAGUCGCCCAGGAGUGUACAACGAAUGAGUGUUGAUACGAUGUGUAAAGGAGGGGCUUGAUAAGGCCAGGAGGUUAAUAGUCAAAGGGACGUGGGAGUCCAAAGUCAAGAGAAUAUGACAGUCAAAAGUCAAGGGGACGUGACAGUCAACCGUCAAGGGAAGGCGAGAAUCAGAUCGCCUCGCGUCAUCAGCCGCAUAAUUCAUGGUCGGUCACAGGCAGGACAGGUCCCCGGAUCCGAGACGUAAAACGCAGCCUGUACUAGUUCAUGGUCUUCUCCCGACCGAUCAGAUUGCCCCAGCUUAGGCUUUCUAGAUUGUAACGCCCUAAAUUUCCUCAA
Molecule: messenger RNA, 2070 nt
Organism: Zingiber officinale
Lineage: Eukaryota; Viridiplantae; Streptophyta; Magnoliopsida; Zingiberales; Zingiberaceae
Product: zinc finger protein CONSTANS-LIKE 14-like
Exons: 5
Coding region: 181-1536 (451 amino acids)
Molecular function (GO): zinc ion binding; protein binding
Source: RefSeq, a predicted model, not a curated record